AUGGCAAAACGGACGAGACUAAAUUCAGAGACACGGGAGCUUCGGGCAUGUGUAGAGUGCCGGGUAAGAGUGACCCUACUGACAUGCUUCAAGAGACGAAAGAGCAAGUGUACUACCAAGUGUUCUGGAACCGCCCCAUGCUCUUACUGCUCGAGGACUAGAAAACGAUGUCUCUUCGAGAGUGUACCAUCUCGGACACCGUUGACUCGCAAGAACCUUGAAGAGAAGGAGCAGCUCUGUGAGAAGUUGAUGACCCUUGUCCAGACUUUGGAUCCCAACAUCGACAUCGAAGAAGCAUUAAAAUCACUGGCAGGGGCCGGGCAGGCGCAUGAUGAUAAUGAAACAAACCACAACAGCUUGCUAGGUGUAAGCCCUGGUGUGAAAAGUUCCACCCCAUUAGAGAACUUUGAAUGGAACGAGGGUCCAAUGACCUCGUCUCAUCCGCCAAACAAGUCUCUCGAUGGAAUGGCAUCACUGCCAACCGAAGGGUCAGGAUCCGGUUACUUAGGAAACUCAUCUGGGUCAUGUAUACUGGAAACCAUCUCAGAUUUACUACCCGAGCAUCCUGCUCCUUUGGUUACUCGAAGAGGGCAACACCCUGCAAACUCGACCAAAUUAGCGAGUCCGCACAUUCUGAGGAAACUUGAUAACUCUAUCCUCACGGACUCUCUAUUUGAAGCCUAUUUCGGGUGGUAUAACAAAUCAUUUCCAAUUCUACAUGAAAAGACGUUCAGCGAGAAGUACCAGAACCGCCAUCAUACUCCACCUCACUCCACAUGGCACUUGAUCUUCUAUAUCGUUCUGGCAAUCGGUGACUGGGUGAUAUCCGGUGGCUCCAAAGUAGAGGAGUCCAGAUAUUACAUGGCUGCACGAUCGCGUAUGUCAAUAAGUCUGCUGGAGUCGGGUGCACUUCUCACAGUCCAAGCGUUCCUCUUGAUGGGGAAUUUUCUCCAAAAACGGGAUCGACCAAAUACCGGAUACAACUUCAUUGGAAUAGCAUAUCGAAUGGCUCUUGGACUGGGCCUCCAUCGUGAACCAACGAGGGAAUCGACGCACGACACCUUGAGUAGCGAAAGAAGAAGAGUAGUGUGGUGGAUUGUUUACUCAUUUGACAGCGGAUUCAGUCUGACUACAGGAAGGCCCCUGAUGUCGUCGGACUGUUUCAUCGAAACCCAACUCCCUCGCAAUAUCGAAGACUCGACUUACCCAUUAGAUUCCAUAGUCCCACUCCCUAUCGACAAACCAACUACAUACUCCGCGAUAAUAGCACAGGCUCGAUUAUCACGCAUCGGAAACACCGUAUUCUGUAACGUGAUAGCAGGUCCAAAGAAGGACUUAGAUAUGAAGACCCCACGAUCACUCGAUCAUCAGCUCAAGGCCUGGAGACUCUCACUGCCGCUUUACUUUACGGCCCAUGAUGUCCCAACAUGGUUCCGCGGACCUCGAGCAAUAGUCAGCUGGAAGGAACAAAACCUGCGAAUGAUGCUAUGGUGGGGAACUCAGCGUAUAUGCAGUUCUCCGUCAGACAGCGAAGAAGCCCGAAACAUGUGCCACUAUGCCGCCGCAUCCGUCGUUCUCAGCAUCUAUCAUCUCCGACCAAAGGAGCCGUUGGAUAGAAGCUUGGCGGCGGCAAAUCACGAGCUCUGGAUAUCUUCCAUAGAGAGAUCGCGUGACUGCCUAGCUAAUUUGAGCCAGAAGAAUCAAGCUGCAGCGCGGUGCUUGGAAGUGCUUGACCGGAUUAUGUAUCAGUCACAAGCUAGCCCUACUGCAGUGGGGGAGCCUUCCUCGACAAGUGUCCCGGGCACGGCACAAUUACCAAUGGAGUAUAAUAGCACUGGCACGCGUCUCGACACACUUGCUGUUGACCCUUCCCUUCAGAUGCUCUUUGAUGCGACGUCAUUUGAUAUGGAUAUCUUUGAAGGACUCGAGGGGUUUCCGAAUACGAACGAAGUUGAAUCGUUUGAUUAUGUUUCAGGAGCUGCACUGGUCGCUGACAAUGCAGAGGAUUGGCAAAUGUGA
This is a messenger RNA of Aspergillus costaricaensis CBS 115574, 2019 nucleotides long. Its product is annotated as Zn(II)2Cys6 transcription factor. The transcript is spliced from 9 exons. Lineage: Eukaryota; Fungi; Ascomycota; Eurotiomycetes; Eurotiales; Aspergillaceae. Gene Ontology annotation, cellular component: nucleus. The coding region runs from base 1 to 2019 and encodes 672 amino acids. Gene Ontology annotation, biological process: positive regulation of transcription from RNA polymerase II promoter by galactose; DNA-templated transcription. The record is from RefSeq and is a predicted model, not a curated record. Gene Ontology annotation, molecular function: RNA polymerase II cis-regulatory region sequence-specific DNA binding; DNA-binding transcription factor activity, RNA polymerase II-specific; zinc ion binding.